UGAUACGCAUUCAAGUGCAGCCGGUCGCAAAACUUGUCUUUCAUUGGAGAACAAUACACGAUCAUCAAAUCAAUAUCAUCUAACUUGUUCAAUCAUCAAAGCGGAACUUUUCCAUGCCACAAGCAAAACGAAAUUGGAUAUUUUCCCCAUCCGACUACCAUUUCAUCAUUUUGGAAUUUUGAGAAAGAAUUUUAGCCAACGCUUCCUGCGUUCUCGCAACCACUCACCGUUAUGUUGCUGUGUUAGCCUACCAAACUAAAACCACUGACGGCCGUACCUCCAGUCCUUCAAGUUCGAUAUCCUUCUUGAUGAAAACACUCAUUUCUGGAAUCAUUACAUGGGAAAGAGGACUGUGACACAUUGAUUGAGAGAUUGUUUUGAGAGAUUUAUUCACAAAGAGUGUUUUUCUAUUAAUUUCGCUCUUCACCCAUCUUCGAAGUAACACCUGCUAGUGAAGAUUAAUCUUUUCGUCAAUUGCUUAAUGUUUUAGAUUUUGUGAACCAGCAACAUCAGCAGCAGUAUCAACGACAACAUCAAACAAUUGCAUUUACAUUGUUACAUUUAGCAAGGAUUCUCUAAAUAACCGAGCAACACCAACAUGUCUUUAUUUUACAAACAUAGCGUUUUCAACCAGGCAACAUCUAACUUCGUCCAUUCUGUAUCAAGCAGCGAACUGUCCAAUCUCAUCGCUUCUCCAAGUUUAUCCGAUGCAAGCAACUGUCGCCCAUACCAUCUUGUUGUUAAGACAAACAAGAAGUAUUUCUGGAACCAUGUGAGUCUGUUCCCGACGCCGUUUACGCUUUCCGAUAUCCUUGAUAAUGACGGGGCAGAGAGGUUCGAUGAGGUCGACGGGACUCAGACGGACCUUGUAAACUUUGAAAGAUCGCUGAUUAUCGAGGCUAAAGGUAAAGUCGAGGCUUCGUUAGCAAUGGAGAUAGCUGGUUUUGAGUUAGACGCUAACCGACACAUCGCAGUCUCUGUAGACUUUGGUCAGGUUGUUGAGAAAUCACUCGACAUACCUCAACUCGCCAACUCUGUCAAAGGAAGGAAGAUAAACCUGAAGAAGGAUUUCAUUAAAGAAGUCAUGGCGAAGAAACGCAAUACGCUUUGCCUGGUCGUGACGACACUAAGCACAGAGGCUGAGUCCAAAAUCACGACUGAGCUUCAAACAAGUGGAUCGGCCGACGGUAAAUUCACUGCAGGAACAGCGAGAUCGAUUAACGUCGAGACCUCGCUGUCAGGUGACAGAAAGCGUACCCUAGAGAUCCCGUCAAACACACCGCUAGCUUUCCGUAUGCUGGAGAUUCUGGUCCGCCCAGACCGGAGCAUCCAGCUCAUGCAACUCCCGAACAGUGAGGGCGGGUUCGAGAUUAUUAAAGAUGACAAAGAACCCACACCAAGCCGGGAUUUAACACCCAGAAGUGGUCUACAGUUAAGUAUAAAUGGCCCGGUGCCGGACAUGGAAGAGAUUCGACAGCAGUUGAAGCCGAUGUUGUUAUUGCCUGAACAAGGUCUAAACGAUGCACGGCGCUCCCUGAAAGAACUUCUCAGAACAGAAAACUCUAUCCUGCUCAACAGCUUAAACAUUAUGUUCCAGGUAGCUUUGAACUCUCUACUUGUUGGACACGGCGGCAAGCAGACGACACAGGAAAUAUUGCGGGAAAAACUCGGCUGCUCCGAUCUGAAUGAUACCAAACCUCUCCUACAGGCGGCGGGCUUCUCUUUUGAGGAGGACAGUGUAAUGUUUCCGACAACAGAUGAAAGUCGCAUUCUUAUCUGCACUUCAAAUUUACUGGACCUGCUGGGUUCUUUGAACGAGGACCAAGGAAGAAAAUUGUAUGAGUGUACCGAGGAGGAGAAACGGUCAAUAACCAAAGUGAUUGCACAAGCAUUAGCUGCGGAACGGCUCCCCUUGGACCAGCCGUCUGUCAGCAAUCUCUUCGCUGGUUCCAGGCGGGCAGAGUCGCUCGUGUUCAGCCUGGGAUUCCAGCUAGAGAGAACCGAUGGCAAUUGGUAUCUUUCCUAUAGCACCAGCGAAAUGGUCGAGGAUGAUCUGAGCCCAGCCGGAUUGCUUGUCAUCAUGUGCGCCCUCUGGGAUCAGAAGUGAAGAUGGAGAAGGUGUCGUGGAGGUGUUGUGGAGGUGUCACGGAGGUGUCGCGGAGGUGUCGUGGAGGUGUCGUGGAGGUGUCGUAGAAGCGUCGUGGUAUAGUGGUUCAUUCACCUGACUCUCAAUUCAAGUGUUGAGGGUUCGGAUCCCAGCCCGGUACUAACCGCCCUUUGGCAAUAAAGUAAUCUGCCUUUGCAACUCUCCACCCAGGUAUAAAUGGGUACCUAGCAAUUGAUGGUGUAAUACUAAUGCCAGGGCCCUCAGGGAAGGACAGUAAUGAUGUCGAUAGGGCUUCCAUGGGUAAACGAAAAGCUCUAAACAUGGGUAUAAAUCAUCCUUAUGUUGGGAGAGCAAUGGGAAAACUAUUGUCGUUACGUAGAUAACAAUCAUGUUAGAUUCAAAUUUAGAGUAGUUUCUUUUAUAUCUUCAGACAUUUCUACAUUAUAGUCCAUGGCAUCAAUGCAUUUCUGAUGAGAAUCAUGUGUUUCAUCAAACUGGUAAACACGAGUACAACAUUAGAAAUUUCAAAACACAUGAUACACAAGUUAAUAGGUUUGUGUAUCCAUAAACAAAGGAAAUUAAACCUUGAUAUUUAAACAAAACAGUACUUUAGAUGAUAAUGUAAAGAAAGAAAAGAUCUUCAUUGAUUAUGUUGAUAUUUGUAACCAAGUACGGGACGAGGAGUAAAUUGCAAUUUAGUAAAAAUGUCAUCUUACCGAGCUCACCAUAUUUCAUUACAAUA
Messenger RNA from Strongylocentrotus purpuratus (purple sea urchin), 2849 nucleotides. RefSeq lists its product as uncharacterized. Gene Ontology annotation, biological process: programmed cell death. The coding region runs from base 599 to 2107 and encodes 502 amino acids. Gene Ontology annotation, cellular component: cytoplasm. The transcript is spliced from 10 exons. NCBI's taxonomy places the organism in Eukaryota, Metazoa, Echinodermata, Echinoidea, Camarodonta, Strongylocentrotidae. The record is from RefSeq and is a predicted model, not a curated record.